AUGCAAGCAUUGCAGGCCCUUUCUGCCCUCUGGAAGCCUAUUAUUUGGCAUUUCCACAUUGGCCUGCUCCCAGUUGCGGGCCCCAGGCCAGCGUUCAUUGCCUACAGAUGCCAGUCCCCUAAAUUAAGGAGCCUUGGUCACAGGUCGCCGUCAACCAGGAAGCGGCGCAGGAAGCAGCAGGAGCCGGACGCGGCGAGCGCGGCCGGGGAGCGCAGCCUCCUGGCGGCCGCCGAGUCGAGCGCCAGCCUGCAGGGCGCGGGCGCGGGCGGCGGCGGCGUCGGGGACUUGGAGCGCGCGGCACGGCGGCAGUUCCAGCAGGACGAGACCCCCGCCUUCGUGUACGUGGUGGCCGUCUUCUCCGCGCUGGGCGGCUUCCUGUUCGGCUAUGACACCGGCGUGGUGUCGGGGGCCAUGCUGCUGCUCAAGCGGCAGCUCAGCCUGGACGCGCUGUGGCAGGAGCUGCUCGUGUCCAGCACGGUGGGGGCGGCCGCCGUCUCGGCGCUGGCCGGCGGGGCCAUCAACGGCGUCUUCGGCCGUCGCGCCGCCAUCCUGCUGGCCAGUGCCCUCUUCACGGUCGGUUCCGCGGUGCUGGCCGCGGCCAACAACAAGGAGACGCUGCUCGCCGGCCGCUUGGUCGUGGGGCUCGGCAUCGGCAUUGCCUCCAUGACGGUGCCAGUGUACAUCGCCGAAGUCUCCCCGCCCAAUUUAAGAGGUCGCUUAGUCACCAUCAACACCCUCUUCAUCACUGGAGGCCAGUUCUUUGCGAGUGUCGUUGAUGGAGCCUUCAGUUACCUCCAAAAGGAUGGAUGGAGGUAUAUGCUGGGGCUUGCAGCAAUUCCAGCAGCCAUACAGUUUCUGGGCUUUCUCUUUUUACCUGAAAGCCCUCGAUGGCUGAUUCAGAAAGGACAGACUCAGAAGGCCCGGAGAAUUUUAUCUCAGAUGCGUGGUAACCAGACCAUUGAUGAGGAAUAUGAUAGCAUCAAAAACAACAUUGAAGAAGAGGAAAAAGAGGUUGGCUCAGCUGGACCUGUGAUCUGCAGAAUGCUGAGUUAUCCCCCAACUCGCCGAGCUUUAACUGUGGGUUGUGGUCUGCAAAUGUUCCAGCAGCUCUCAGGCAUUAACACCAUCAUGUACUACAGUGCAACCAUUCUGCAGAUGUCUGGCGUUGAAGAUGACAGACUUGCAAUAUGGCUGGCUUCAGUUACAGCCUUCACAAAUUUCAUUUUCACGCUCGUGGGAGUCUGGCUUGUGGAGAAAGUGGGCCGCAGAAAGCUUACCUUUGGGAGCUUAGCAGGUACCACCGUAGCACUUAUUGUUCUUGCUUUGGGAUUUCUGCUAUCAGCCCAAGUUUCCCCACGCAUCACAUUUAAACCAGUAGCUCCAUCAGGACAGAACACUACUUGCACAAGAUACAGUUACUGUAAUGAAUGUAUGUUGGAUCCAGACUGUGGUUUCUGCUACAAGAUGAACAAAUCAACUGUCAUUGAUUCUUCCUGUGUUCCAGUUAAUAAAGCAUCUACCAAUGAGGCAGCCUGGGGCAGGUGUGAAAAUGAAACCAAAUUCAAAACAGAAGAAGUAUUUUGGGCUUACAAUUUCUGCCCCACGCCAUACUCCUGGACUGCACUUCUGGGCCUUAUUUUAUAUCUUGUUUUCUUCGCACCUGGAAUGGGACCAAUGCCUUGGACUGUGAAUUCUGAAAUAUAUCCCCUUUGGGCAAGAAGUACAGGAAAUGCAUGUUCAUCUGGAAUAAAUUGGAUGUUCAACGUUUUGGUUUCACUGACAUUUUUACACACAGCAGAGUAUCUUACAUAUUAUGGGGCCUUCUUCCUCUAUGCUGGAUUCGCUGCCUUCGGACUCCUUUUCAUCUAUGGCUGUCUUCCUGAGACCAAAGGGAAAAAAUUAGAGGAAAUCGAGUCCCUCUUUGACAACAGGUUAUGUACAUGUGGCGCUUCAGAUUCUGAUGAAGGGAGAUAUAUUGAAUAUAUUCGGGUGAAGGGAAGUAACUAUCAUCUUUCUGACAAUGAUGCUUCUGAUGUGGAAUAAUUUUCAGCUGCUGAUAUAUUUAGGUAUUUAAACAAACUUGGGGAACAAAAGCAGCAAUUGGUGACCUCACUGCCCUGCUUUUAAUCUGGUUCUUUCCACAGUCUAGUUUUGAAUGACCUCACAUUCUAGAAUGUUUGAUUAGGAGGAAGAUACAACCAUGAUACCAUUUUUUUUUCCACAAGCAGAAAUGUGAAACAAUAUUUAGAGAUUUUAAAUUAAUAAUUAUUGAACAAAUGUAUGUAAUUCCUUCCUGAGAUAGUCUAAAACAAAUAUUGUAUCCAGUGAUUUCAGUGGUAUCCUUUUUUCCUAAGACCUUAUAUAAUUAUUAGUGGCAAUAGAGUCAGUGCUAAACUAGCUGAGUCGGAUAUGUAUGAUAUACUUAUGAAGAAGAAUUCUGGGAUAUGAUCCAAGGGUGUUAUCUGUCAAAACAUGGCCUGUUGGCCCUAGAUUUUCGUAAGGACAAGUAGCUUACCUGUGAUCAGCUUCUAGAAAGUAAAUGCCAUUUAAGCUUUCAGCAGAUGCUAAAGCACCUCCACAGAGUGAUCGCCUUUGGAUCCCACAUUUUGGUCUCUCUCUCCAAGUCAGAUCUGGAGAGCUCUUCAUAAACGGACUCUGCACAGGACCUUUGGAACAUUAUGAAAAGCAGGUCUUUAAGGGUUUAUUUUCAUACGUAUUUUUUGCAUCAGUGAUAAGUAUGCAUUUGCACAGAUAAGCUAGCAAGUUUUGAUAAGUAUAUUUUAUUGCUAGAAAGUAAGAAAGAAAACAUUUUUAUGGAUCCCUGAUCGGGUUAGUCACUUAGGUAUGCAACUAUAAACGCAAAACAGCGCCAGAUCUUCACGUGUAUUUCAGGGUUUCUGUUCACGCCCAAAUCACCUGAUACUCACCACGCCUUCACUCAUCGACUCUAGAGCCGGACGAUGUGUGCCUUCAUUUGUGUUCUAUAAAUAGCUGCUAGCAGACUAUUUUCCCCUUCUUUUAAUCCAAUAAUAUCUGAAACAAGGAAGAAAAUCAGUGACCGUGAAUCCUGUUGUUAUACUGAUGUUUAAGUAAAUAGUGGGACUUGUGUUUUUCUUAACUUUUAUUAACUCUUCAGAAGGGAAUUGUGACAUUUCACUACUUAGUAGUACUUGUCUUAUUUUACUUUAAGAGCAUAAACUUGUUUUUAUUUUGCACACACUUUUCUCAUUUUCCCAGUUUACAAAAAAAAUACAUAGAUUUGUCUCUGGGUGUUUCCUUUUUCUCAUACUUGGCUUGGAUUUUUGUCCUUGUCUAAAAAUUGAGAUUUUCUAUUGGCACAGAUUGUAAAAAUGCAUGCUAUAUUAGAAACA
Suricata suricatta (meerkat) is the source of this 3371-nucleotide messenger RNA. RefSeq names its product solute carrier family 2 member 13 (gene SLC2A13). Bases 1 to 2043 code for a protein of 680 amino acids. Gene Ontology annotation, molecular function: myo-inositol:proton symporter activity. The transcript is spliced from 11 exons. Lineage: Eukaryota; Metazoa; Chordata; Mammalia; Carnivora; Herpestidae. Gene Ontology annotation, biological process: transmembrane transport. Gene Ontology annotation, cellular component: membrane. The record is from RefSeq and is a predicted model, not a curated record.